AUGACUCGAGGCCCAGUCCUCCAGUGCAUUGCGCAUACGACCGCAGAAAAGUACGACCUCUCUGCUCUCAGCAAAGCGCUGAAGUCACUCGGUGUGCGAUGGGAUGAGGUUCCGGAAGGAGAUCCUGAUCGUGCAUUUGUCAUCGGCCCGUGGAAAGGUCGAGGAGGGGCAGAGCGUUUAAUACGAGGCAAAGUCAACAAAUCCAAUCCCGCUAUUCAGAAAAGCCCUGUGCUUGAAUGGGCAGAGAAUGAGGCGCAUGAUCUGCGAGAUAUGGGCUUUGGCUAUGGGGAGCGAGGAGAAAUCUGGGUUUUCAAUUCUGGCUCGUUUGUCACUUGGGGUUUGACGGAGGAAGAAGGGAGAGCUUUCCUGAGAGAAGUCAUCAGGAGUGGGGGGGCUGAUGUAGAAAUCGCCCGAGUAGCCCCUACAGAGUACGAAGUAGAGCAGGUCGACUUUGUGGUGGAUCCUACAGCGCGUACACAUAUAUUGGGAAACCUCAUUCUACUUGGCCGCCCGCCUAGGCUAUCGACCUUCCACCCUUCCCCGUCUUUGGCUUCGCUGUUGGCGAGAUACACUUUAUCUCUCUCGCUGUCACGGUCAUCGUCUCUGUCCGUGUUGGAAGACCGACUGGAUAGCCACAUUGCUUCAGUCUCUCGUCUUCCGCGGGCUCUGGAGAAAUACGGGCGACAACCUAUGCCGAGAAAGGAAGUCAUACAGAAGAUGGGCGAAGUAAUGACCUUGAGAAUGGCUGUCAAUACCAGUGGCGGUGGCCUGGAUGAUACUCCUGAAUUCUACUGGUCGGAACCUGAACUAGAAUCCUACUUUGACUCGGUCGCAAGUGAAUUUGAGAUCAAAGAGAGAGUCGAGUCUUUCAACCAGAAGCUCGAUUAUGCGGAAGAUGUUCAAAACACUCUUCGUGCUCUCUUAACAGAGUCCUCUGCUCAUCGAAUGGAAAUUAUCAUUAUCCUGCUUAUCAGCGUUGAAGUGAUCAUUGUACUCAUUCGUGAAGGACCCGAGCUUGUGCACAAGUUCGCCGAGGCAUUGGGUCUUGCCCCUGCCGAAGCUGAGGAGCUGGCAGAUAAGCUGCAGGACGUCGCCGAUAGAUUACCUCCGAUGGGCAUACUCCCACCUAAGCAGGACAGAAAUGAUCAUUGGGCUGAUGGACCUAAGCGCCAAGUCUGA
Molecule: messenger RNA, 1179 nt
Organism: Cryptococcus wingfieldii CBS 7118
Lineage: Eukaryota; Fungi; Basidiomycota; Tremellomycetes; Tremellales; Cryptococcaceae
Product: cytoplasmic protein
Exons: 6
Coding region: 1-1179 (392 amino acids)
Biological process (GO): positive regulation of mitochondrial translation
Source: RefSeq, a predicted model, not a curated record